AUGGCCCCUUCUACCGCCGCCCCGCCUGCCCUCCAAGAGGCCACCCGCAGGUCGACUGUCACCUGGCAGGAUGAUCUCAAGGCGCUUUUCGACCAUGCCAAAGACCGCUUCCCUGACGUCGUCUGGGAGCUCUUUGAUGAGCAGGAUAUGAAUUCGAGAGGCGUAGAGGAAAUAUGGGGCCACAAGGCCAUCGUAUAUGCUCGCGCACCACCCAGCUUUCAAGCCCGCUAUUUCUCCUUCAAACCGCCUCCACCCGUCUCUCCCCUUCCUUAUUCCACCUCACCCACCGGUACAUUGCCAGUACAGUCCGCUCUCUCUCUCCCUCUCCCCCUCAACGUAGACUAUCCUUCUGUCUCCCGUUCACCUUCUCCCUACCAAGCGCCGUCACCCUCCCCGUCCGCCAACACGGGUGCUGUCCUUCACAUCCCCAUCCCCAUCAACCCAACUCUGUUCUCCGGAGAGCUGGAGUACCUUUACACUGGCAAAGGUUUCGGCGAAGCGUUCGAGUUCCUCUUUGAUUCCUCAGACAGCCGAGAAGACGGCGACGGAGAGGAGGCUCGCAUCGACAAACUUCGUAAGGAUCUCGUCUUCAUGUGGCGCUCUCGUCUCUACUCCGACGUACGUAUCGCUCUGACGGGCAGUUUUUCCUCGACGAAUCACGAGAAUUCCAGCGCCAUCUUCUCGUCACAUCGGUUCAUCCUCGUCUCUCGUACGCCGUACUUCCAGACGCAGCUGCUGUCCUGGGGCGUAAAUCAGAAACCUGGAGAGCCUCUUACACUCACACUACCUUCUCCUCCGUUCACCCCACCGUCUCUACACUUCACUCUCGGCUUCCUCUACACCGGGACUCUUGCUUUCUCGAACCGAACGUUUGAUCUAGACACGGCAUUUCACAUCAUGCGUUCUGCAGCAUACCUAUCCCUUGACACUCUGUAUGACGAGGUUCAGGCACGCAUCGUCCAGGAGAUGAUGCACGGCCUCUUCCAUGCAUUCCUCGAAUUCUCUGAAUAUGAAGCUAUCACAGGCGGCAGGUGGGGCACCGGAGGGUGUCGAUGUCGCCAAUGUGCACGACGAGCGCCUCGCGUAUUAGAAUUCUCACUGCAAGACGAUGUUAAGAACACUCAUUUGGAGCGCGGCGCACGACGCGCCCUCGUAGGACUUUUUGGCGAAGGUUGGUGCACCCAGGAGUUCGCGCAUCUACCACAGAAGACGCGAGAUGGAUUGCUGAAAGGUCUGGCGAAGCGGUCAACGCCUAUGAACGUCUUCCCGUUGUUGUAUGCCGCACACGCCGCGCUGAAUAAACUGAACACAGUGAUCGACUCUUGGGGGGACAUUGUCAAGGACAUGGUCCACACGGCACGCAAGACCAUAGACGAUGUACUUUGCUCUCAAGCAGAGGCUUGCUUCGAGCAGCCGGAGUGGUUAGUUAUCAUGGAGUCGGAUGGCGCGCGCUUUGAGGAUGCGCAGCGGGUAGAUUGGAUCAUGGACGCGGUCCGCCAGGGUAUGAACGAGAAGAACGCUGCUAUGCUCUACCAGAUUCUCGUUUCGUCCGUCCUGCUGCGUCCCCAUCCGACUGAGGUUGAGGAAGCCAUGCUGUCUCCUACCUCUCACGUUCGCGUUUCCGUCGAACAAACCCGCGUGGAUGUCUGUCGAUGGUUACGCAGACGAUGGCUUAACGUGAAACAAGAGGGCGGCUUCGACGGUCUUGAACCGUGGGCAGCGCAGGAAAUCUGUCACGAAAUCGAAAUAACAAUGGAUGAUAUGUACGGUGCCGUCGCUCCCACUACAACGCAGCGAGCAGGAGCGAGAGCUAGCACCAGAAACAGUGCAGUCAAGGGCGACGACGAGUCCGUCAGCAUGUACUCGCUACGCACGGGCGGUCCAAAUCGCAGCACCAAACAAAGUGGCGAUCCUACAAGAGGGUCGAGCGGGUCUGUGAGGUCAAUAGCGAGAAGCACGCACUCUACAUUAUCCAAGGCUGGCCCUGCGUCGUUGCCACGGCGGUCCACACUGCAGUCAAGCCAUCGACCCGAUUCAAAGCUCACGCCAGAUCGGUCUAACGGUCUCACCACUCGAUCUAUCCGAUCCAUUCAUACCGCUGGUGAUGACAUGAAGACAUACGAUGCCCGCUCAUCAGUUAGCGUCUCUGGGUCAUCUACGCGACGCAAUGCGUCCAGCGCGACCUCUCCGCACGAGAGGGCAUCCAAAGCACGGUCCAGUACCACCUCCAUUAACUCGCAGACAACGACAUCAACAGUCCGGAAGACGACUCCUGGAUCUUCGUCAUUGCGGCCAUCGUCUGCCUUGUCUCGGCCUGCGUCCACUACGUCCAUUACGUCUGCUAAUAUCAGCGAGGCUUCCACAGCAUUUGAGACGGCGAAAUCAGACUUGCGUGCUGGCUCUCUUGGACGCAGCCGCCGUGGCUCAACGACAUCAUCUCUGUCGACGACGAGUGCCAGGACAACUGGCACCUCAACCCCCAGGGUGGCGAGAUCUCGACCACCAUCAACCGCCACCAGAACGAGCACCGGUGCACCGUCUGUGAAGGUCAAUCGGCCGCCGCCAUCGCCUGUGGAUCAUAUGAGAUCCAGCCCAGCCACGCGGAGAACGUUGUCUUCGACGCCAUCAGUCAGGUCUGCCGUAUCGACGGCAUCUGUGACGACAACACGUCGACCCGCGAGGGGCUCUUCAAAAGAGUCGCAACAAGCUGCAAAUGGAAAGACUGAGAGGACGCCAAAAACAGCAGCGGAUGAUGCUACGGGCGAUGUUAAGGGCAAAAACAGAGCAUCUGCGGUACGCGUUCAUGAGAAAGAAGGGAGUGCAGCAAGUACAUCUACCAUCAGAGAGUCGCUGAAGAGGAAAACGUCUUCCGAUACUAUCAAGGAAGUUACAGACACUCUGAAAGCCAAUGAUAUACCCCGAGGUGCAACCCUUGAUAUUGGCAUUCCCUGCAUAAUAUCGUCGAAAAAGGCUCGAUUCCGCGCUUACGCACGAUACAUCGGUGAAGUUGAGGGUGAAAGGGGCCCGUGGGUCGGUGUCGAGGUGCCUGUGGACGACAGCUGGCCUGAGGACAAGUUGGAUGGCCGUCAAUGGCAUGAUGGCACGUGGGGAGGCAUUCGCUAUUUCGAUAUUGGCAGUCCAUCGGAGUGGGACUACGGUGACGACCGUAUGGCCAGGCGCCGACGAUUCGACUGGGUCAACAACCUCGGGCGGGAUGCGAAGGGCACGCUGAAGAGGGAGGGGGAUCAGCUUAGCAUCGAUCGGGCAAAGAGGUUCCGGAGCGUAUCUCCUUCAGUAUCCGACGCCUCAAACUCUGAGUCAAGAGGGCUGUUCGUUAGGCCGCAGCAAGUAUUAUAUGUAGUGGAUGCUGUGGGAUCUGAUUUAUGA
Molecule: messenger RNA, 3387 nt
Organism: Laetiporus sulphureus 93-53
Lineage: Eukaryota; Fungi; Basidiomycota; Agaricomycetes; Polyporales; Laetiporaceae
Exons: 4
Coding region: 1-3387 (1128 amino acids)
Molecular function (GO): protein binding
Source: RefSeq, a predicted model, not a curated record